UAGGUCACGUGAGACACUCGGCUAAAAAGACUGCGGUGACGUGCGAGAGUUCCGUCAGUGGAGCGGCGUCUCGCUGACAUCCUCGCCCGGUGAGAGGCUUCCUUUCCGGCGUACAUUAACCGGACGGCGGGCAGAGCGGUAUCCAGGCAAAGAAUGAAGCGGGAGAUAUUUUUUUUUCCACCCCGAAACAAAGCAUUGUAGGCGGCUAUUUUUAUCGGCCUUUGUAUUUGUUUUUUUUUUCCUCCAUCGCCGUCGCAGCGUGCGACUGUACCCGCCAGCCGAGCAUCAUUCCCCGGUUUCCCCUUCCAGCUGAGGUCGGGCUCCGCCGUGGCGUACCUCCUUUUUUUUUUUUUUUUUUUUUUUAAAGCAAAGCCCCUGGAAAAAUUAACUUGGAUAAAAAAAACAAAAAAACAGGAACAAGUAAGGAAAGGAGCUCGUUUUUGGAGAAGCUGCGGUGCGUUACCGGGAGAGGGAGGAGCAGUUGCAGCAAAGGGGAACACUAAAAAAAAUAAUAAUAAAAAAAAAAAAACCCGUGAGGAGGACCAGGAAGGUGUGAUUAGAGGAGACAACAUAAAACGUUCUCGAUGAUGUGGACUUCCAAAGGCAGCCGUGUUGGAGCAGCGGCGACACAAGACAUGGGAGAAUAGAGGAGUCGACCCUGAUGACGUCCCGAAGACAGAACUGAACCAUCCGCACAUCUACAGUUCCAAAGACAAACUCUCCACGACGAUGGUCCUCACUAGCUCCUCCGUGUCACUCGGAUUGCGUUUAACCGCCACCGAGUGGCUCUAAAGUUUCAAAGACUCCACAAGGACUUCAUGUGCCAGCUCCGAUAUCACUCCAUUUGUUGGCCACCACAUGUUUGAGGCGACCGUGUUUGACCGCCGCCUGCAACAUCAACCUGCGCCAUGCAGUGGAGACGGCGACACUGCUGUCCCAUCAAGAUGACGUGGACCGUCAAGCGCUCGCUAUUUCGGACCCACGUGGCAGGCCUCCUCUCGCUGGCGCUGCUUUUUACCCUCUUCUUAUUUUUCAGCCACCAAGACUGGCUGCCCGGGCGCAGCGGGCCGCGGGAACACCCGCUCGCCUACACCGUCCGGGGUUUCCGAAGUCCCAAGGGGGAUGCCAACCAGAGCAGCUCCCUCAGGAGCCUUUGGAGGGAGACGGGUUACAUCGCGCCAAAGCCCUUACUCAACCUUAGCGCUCAACCGGCGGAGGGCGGCGAGGGUGAGGUCCGAGCGGUCGCGAUGGGACUCGGGGACUCCAUGAGCGCCAACAACAGUUUACAGAAGGAGAUGGGCGUGGGGGGGAAGCUCAGUGCGCAGCCCUACCGCUACAUCCUGAACGAGCCUUUCAAGUGCAGCGACGAGGCGCCGUUCCUCGUCCUCCUCAUCGCCGUGGAACCCGGCCAGGCCGACGCCCGUAGCGCCAUCCGGCAGACCUGGGGCAACAACAGCGUGGCCAUGGGCUUGGGCUUUGUCCGUCUCUUCCUGCUGGGUUCGGGAGCCACCCCGGACUCCUUCCUUCAGAGCAGCAUCGAGGAGGAGAGCCGCGUUUACCAUGACAUCAUCCAGCAGGAAUAUCAGGACACCUACUACAACUUGACAGUUAAAACCUUAAUGGGCAUGAACUGGGUGGCGACGUACUGCCCCCGCGCCGCUUAUGUCAUGAAGACAGACAGCGACAUGUUUGUCAACACAGAGUAUCUCAUUCAGAAGCUGCUUAAGCCCGAGCUGGCUCCCAAGCAUCGGUACUUCACCGGCUACCUGAUGAGAGGCUACGCCCCGAACCGAAACAAAGACAGUAAGUGGUACAUGCCACCGGAGCUGUACCCCAGCGAGCGCUACCCGAUAUUCUGCUCCGGCACCGGGUACGUGUUCUCGGGGGACAUGGCGGAGCUGAUCUACCAAGCGUCCCUCGGCAUACGCCGGCUGCACCUGGAGGACGUUUACGUGGGGAUAUGCCUGGCCAAGUUGCGCAUCGACCCGGCGCCGCCCCCCAACGAGUUCCUCUUCAACCACUGGAGGGUGUCUUACUCCAGCUGCAAGUACAGCCACCUCAUCACGUCCCACCAGUUCCACCCCAACGAGCUGGUCAAGUACUGGAACCACUUGCAGAGCAACAAGCACAACGCCUGCGUCAACACGGCCAAGGAAAAGAACGGCAGGUACAGGCACCGGAGGUUCCACGGGGAGCGGACUCCUUGAUUCGCGGGCGCAGGACUUCUCGGACCUCGGCACAAGUCACCGUAUAGAAAAGAAAGCACAUGGUUUUUGGUAUCGUGUACAGUCCACGAUUGAAGCUAUUUUUUUAUUUCGGGAGAAAUGUCGAAGUAUCGUGCACAUAUUCAGCCAUGUUCUCCCGAAAGGCGCAAUGGAACGGGCGAUACGGAGCAUGGACCCUGAUUACGGGUUAAGAUUAUUUACGAUAUUGCACACGGGAAAAAUCUAUGAAGUUGAAAAAAAAACAAAAGAACACCAAUGUGUUUACACAGACAAAGGGAAAUGUAAAUGUAUCAUGUCCAAAGUUAUACUACCUAAAUAUGAAUGAAGAUAUCACCGACAAGUUAUUCGGACCUGUCUCUCAGUGUUUACUUUCCAGCGUCAUCAAACACCGCAGAGUUUGACUGCCAUAUCCUGUAUUUUAUUUUUCAAUAAUAAACACGAAGGCACUCCAAAUCACGGCGA
Molecule: messenger RNA, 2687 nt
Organism: Nerophis ophidion (straightnose pipefish)
Lineage: Eukaryota; Metazoa; Chordata; Actinopteri; Syngnathiformes; Syngnathidae
Gene: b3galt2
Product: UDP-Gal:betaGlcNAc beta 1,3-galactosyltransferase, polypeptide 2
Exons: 2
Coding region: 909-2207 (432 amino acids)
Cellular component (GO): membrane
Molecular function (GO): N-acetyl-beta-D-glucosaminide beta-(1,3)-galactosyltransferase activity
Source: RefSeq, a predicted model, not a curated record